Molecule: messenger RNA, 312 nt
Organism: Aureobasidium musti
Lineage: Eukaryota; Fungi; Ascomycota; Dothideomycetes; Dothideales; Saccotheciaceae
Source: the annotation of a GenBank genome assembly
AUGAAUGAAACAGAUGAUGACGAGGGUAUCUCAUUGAACGACGAGCUCUACGGCAACAACACCAACACGACUGCCGUUGCGCUUGCCAAUCCAGAAGCCACUUGGUCGUUUGCAGGCUUGGGAGAAGAUGAUAACACUACAUCUGUCAACACGCCUGCCGACUCGGACCGCCCAGACGUUGGCUCUGACAUUGAGGAUCGGUUCAUGGAUCUGGACGAGUCUCUCCCACCAUUGAUUGACGACGAGACAAUGACUACGGAAGGCCAAGUGCAGUUCGAUGGAGAAUCCUCCGGUGCAAACCGAGACGGGUAG